AUGGUGGGAAGGAAGACUUCGGCUUUUCUAGCUAUUGCCAUUGUAUCUGGAGCUGUGCUUGUGUGCCAGGGGGUGCGGACAUGGAGAAGAAACAGGAGAGAAAGGAAUAUACGGGAGUACAUGGAGAGGGGGCUUUUGUUGUUGAAAGAGAAGGUGUAUGGCGAGGCAGCACUCUCAUACCUGAAGUGCCUGAGUUUAAUGGAGGAAGAGGACGGGAGGCUUGUCAGUGUCUACAACAACCUUGCGAUAUGCCUUGCAAAGGUCAGGGCCUACAAGGAAGCUGCUCUUUAUGCUGAAAGAUCUCUCAAGAUAAAUAUACUUGAUAAUGAGAAGGCAUUGAGGCUGAGAUACGAAUGUCACAAGGCCUUGGAUAUGAGGAGAGAAACACUUUGUGACGCCUUUCUAUGUGGACUUGUGACAAAAGACGAGAAGUAUAGAAAACUUGCACAAGAGAUUCUGAAGCUAGAGGCCGAGGGAGAGGCAAAGAAGAUGGCUGGUGUAAAGGAGGCAAGUCCAUCUAGUAUUUCUUAUGAGAAUUUUUUUGGGACAUUUCCUGAUCUGUUUGGAAAUGAAUCUUUUGUUAAUGAUGAGCUUGUCAGGCUGGUCCGGAGUGGAAAGUACGACGAGGCUUUUGAGAAAGCAGAGAAAAGAGAUGAUAGCAUAUCAAAGUUUGUGGCUGCUGGUGUGAUCCAUGUGAGAGGAAAGGAUCUGUCCUCGAUUUCAUUACUUGAGCACGAGAAGAUGAUUUUUUCUAUCUGUCUUAGAGAGUAUCUUAAGUCUUUACACGGGCACACACCUAUGGACAUAGAAGACUUUGUAUUGAAGAACAGUAAGAGCGUGUCUGUUCUAUUCUAUGCAUCGAAGAUCCAUCUCAAUCUCAAGAAUCAUGAGCUGUAUGAGAAGUUUAUUGAUAUGGCUAUGGAGUGUGAGGAGCAUGACUUUCUAUAUGUGGACAGGAUAAUCUAUGAGGUUGGACAUGGAAGGAAUGAAAGGGCACAAGAAUUCCUGAACAAGGCUCUUGAAAGCCACCCACUGAGUAUUCAUGUCCUAUCGAUUGCUUGUGAAUACUACCUAAGAUGCAAAGACAUGACAAGACUGGAAACAACGAUGUCGAACUUUGAGAAGUACUACCAUGAGGAUCCUCGGUUUUUGCUGUUCAAAGGGAUAGUUGCACAGGCAAGAAAUGAGGUUUCGGAUGCAGAGAGAUACUUCCGACUUGCCAUUGAAGCAGAUUCAAAGUUCUUUAAGCCAUAUGUGUAUCUGGGAGGAAUUCUUCUUGGAAGAAACGACAAGAGCUGCAGGGAGGUGUAUGAAGAAGCCCUGAAAUGUGCAGCAAGUUAUGAUGAGUUGUUUCUUGUUGAACAGGCCCUCAUCCUUAUUGAUGUACAGGAGAAGAUAAUAAGGAUAUAUCCGGAUGUUCUUAAGGCCUUUUGA
Messenger RNA from Encephalitozoon romaleae SJ-2008, 1434 nucleotides. RefSeq names its product putative mitochondrial translocase. Gene Ontology annotation, molecular function: protein binding. Bases 1 to 1434 code for a protein of 477 amino acids. The transcript has a single exon. The record is from RefSeq and is a predicted model, not a curated record. Lineage: Eukaryota; Fungi; Microsporidia; Unikaryonidae.